UUGAGUUACGAAACUGUCUUUCAGUAAACAGUUUCAUAUAUUCUUAACACAAUCAUACGAUGGAGCUUCAUGUUGAAAUGUUGUUCAUUUAUCUAUUCAUUUACCAUUUUAUACCGGUUUUAUGUUCAUCUAAUUGCAAGAUAAAAGAGACAAAUAGUGGAAACCGUACGAUAAUAACGGCAGACUGUAGUAACAUGGGACUAGUACAUGUUCCUCAAAAUUUACCGCGAAACAUUAAUGCACUGGAUCUUAGUUGUAACGACAUAACAAGUGUUACAAAUGAUGCAUUCGUCAAUUAUAAGAGCUUAUUGGAACUUAAUCUGAAUUCAAACAAAAUUAAUCAUACAUCAAACUCGUCAUUUAAGGGAUUAGGAAAUCUUCAAUCGUUGGAAAUGGCUGAAAAUUCUCUUGAUCUGUCUGAUGUGUAUACAAUAGAUCUGUUCGUGCCCUUGAUGAAAUUAAAUAUUCUUAACAUCAGGAGGAACAUGGAUCAGCCGACUAACUUUUCCACCAUGUUUACGUAUCCAGACAAGGCAUUGAGUGUUUUAAAUCAAUUGACAAACUUAUCGAUUGACUUAAUGCCAAAACCAAAAUUUGGACAAGGAUUUAAACUAUUAAAAAGGCUCCAUAGGAUAGAAUUCCAGUCAUGCUAUGUUGUAAGCCUAACCAAUGAAACAUUUAAGUUUUUCUCGUCCAGUGUUGAAACACUUAUAAUGCAAAAUUGUAGAUUGAAUUUUGUACGUGCUGAAAUAGGCACUUUAUUGUCAUUUCCAGAGCUGAAGGUCGUCGAUUUUUCUGACACAUUUAUGCAUUUAAAGCAGGCACUGUUAUUGCUUAAUCCAUACACAAAUAAAAACAUGACAAUUAUAAAUUUUCAUCACGUGAGCGACGUUGUCAUUGACAACAAAGAAUUUCCUUAUUCUUUGAUUUUAACAACCGAGAUGACAAAGUAUUUACGAACUAUUUGUGUUGAAAACUUGGAUUUGUCACAAAAUGGUAUUGUUGAUUAUGAACCUGGAUCUUUAUUUACAUUUCGUUAUCCUGAAUGUAUACAAAAUAUGUCGGUAAGGGCGAAUAGAUUUGCCAUAAUAUCUAAUAGAAUACAGUUGCAACAUCUAAACAACUUUACCCAGCAAGCUAGUCGUUUGAAAACUUUGGAUGUUUCCUAUAACGUUGUAAGCUAUCCUGUGUCUAAAGAAAACACCAUUUCAUCAGGUUUCGAUAAUCCUUCCGCUGUUUUUUUUAAUUUUUCAAAAUCCGUAGAAAAAUUGGAUGCUAGUUACGUGAUGACAAACGAUUUACCUAUUAUAUGUCUAAUCCCUAUUAAUAGUAGUUUGAAGUAUCUUGACAUGUCAUAUACAUUGUCGUCAGGGAUGAUGCUUUUCGAAUCAGAUAAUCAGGAUCAUCCCCCCAAUUUGGAAACAUUCAUUGAUAGUGGAAGUGAUUAUUCUUUUAUCUGGCAUGAAUUCGGUAGAUUUACUCACAAUAAUCUGAAAACAGUUGUCUGGAAGGAUCGCAAUUUAAAUGAGGGCAUAAAAGCGCAUCCGAAAGACCUUUUCAGAAACUUGAAUUCAGUGGAAACCCUUGAUAUAUCAGAAAACAACAUUUGGUACUUUUCGGACAAUUUGUUAGACCCAAUGAAAAAUCUAUCUGUAUUAAAUGUAUCAAAAAAUUUACUGCAAAGUAUUCCAAUACAGUUGAUAAAUCAUUUUAAAAUCAGAAAACUUGAUGUUCGAAAUAAUGUAUUAACAGGAAUCAAUUUCGAAAUAAGGAAUUGGCUUGAUCAGAUGCAGACCAUGCAUUCAAUGUCACUGUACUUAGCAGGAAAUGCAUUUGAAUGUUCGUGUAAUAAUAUUGACUUGAUAAGAUGGCUGCAGACAACAGAGGUGAUGUUAGACAGUCGCUCGUAUAACUGUGUACUAUCUAACGGAAGCAACAGCAAUACAUUGGAUGCAUAUAACUCUUUCCCCGAUCUGUUUGCUUAUUGUGAAAGUUCUAUGUGGCUAACAGUAGCAACAACGUUACUGUCAACAGGAUUCAUAAUAACGAUAUUACUAGUGUUGUAUAAUAAAAAAUGGAAAAUCAUGUUUACCUUGCAGGGAAUAAUAAAUCGUGUAGUUGAACAAAAGAUCAAAAGGCAGUACACUUACGAUGUGUAUAUUUCUUACGAAGGUAAUGCAGUUUAUUGGAUCAAAGAAACGCUUGUCUCAAAACUGGAAGGAGAAUGGGGAUUAAACAUGUGUAUACGAGAAAGGGAUUUCCUUGCUGGGAUUUCUCAUGCUGAUAAUGAAGCAGAAGCCAUUAAAGAAAGUAGAUGCAUUAUCUUUGUAAUAACUCCAGGGUAUACAAUAUCCCCUGAUCGUUCAUUCGAGAUAAACAGGGCUCAAUACGAAAGAAUUAGGAGCAAUUUAGAAACAGUAAUAGUUCUAACAAAGGACAUUACAAUAACAGAUGUACCUCGUAAUUUUUCUUAUAUCUGGAACUAUGUGUACCUGAUAGAAUGGACGGAUGAUGAUCAGUUUAAUUUGGAUGCUAUUUGGGAGAAAUUGAAAUUGUUGCUCACACCAAGGAGGUUAUAUUAGACAACAACCUUGCUCAAACAAAUUGGUUUAAAUGAAACAAAUAUAUUAUUAUUUAGUA
This is a messenger RNA of Mytilus californianus (California mussel), 2640 nucleotides long. Its product is annotated as toll-like receptor 4. Bases 60 to 2582 code for a protein of 840 amino acids. Gene Ontology annotation, cellular component: membrane. The record is from RefSeq and is a predicted model, not a curated record. Gene Ontology annotation, biological process: toll-like receptor signaling pathway; immune response. Lineage: Eukaryota; Metazoa; Mollusca; Bivalvia; Mytilida; Mytilidae. Gene Ontology annotation, molecular function: protein binding; transmembrane signaling receptor activity. The transcript has a single exon.